Messenger RNA from Chilo suppressalis (striped riceborer), 750 nucleotides. Lineage: Eukaryota; Metazoa; Arthropoda; Insecta; Lepidoptera; Crambidae. The record is from the annotation of a GenBank genome assembly.
AUGAGAUUUCAAGACAAAGUGGUGGUUAUAACUGGGGCGAGCUCCGGCAUUGGAGCUGCAGCAGCCAAGCUUCUCGUAAAAGAGGGUGCAUCAGUGGUGCUAGUUGCCAGAAACCAGGAGAAAUUAGCAAACGUUGAAAAACAAUGUGCGGCCAUUGGGAAGUCGCCGCUCGUCAUUCGCGCCGAUGUUGCCAACGAAAAGGACGCUAAAAGAAUAAUCGACGAAACCAUCGACAAAUACGGAAAAUUGGAUAUACUCGUCAACAACGCCGGUAUCUUUAGAUUCGAUCUUGUCCUUAGUGACACACUCAUGAAGAGCUUUGAUGAGAUAAUGAACGUCAACCUCCGUGCUGCAGUUCUCAUCACAAGUUUGGCGUCUCCUCACCUUAUUAAAACCAAAGGGAAUAUUAUCAACAUUUCAAGUAGUUUGGGCCAAGUAAUCAAAAUGAAUAAUUGCAUUUCAUAUGCUACAUCGAAAGCAGCUUUAGAUCAUUUUACUAGGGGUGCCGCUUUAGAACUAUCCGCUCAUGGUGUCAGAGUAAAUGCAAUAAGUCCAGGACCAGUGAGGACGGAUAUCAUGGAGAAUGCUGGUAUAGCGACGUCCUGGGAUGAUUCGAGCACUUUUACUGCUUUAAACAGAGUGUCUGAACCGGAGGAAGUUGCGGAUUUGAUUGCGUUCUUGGCAAGUGACGCUGCAAAAGGAAUCACUGGAUCGAAUUACGCAAUUGAAAAUGGUGCAUCUUUAAAGUGA